UCACUAUACUGCGCACAAGGGUUAGCCGCGAGCUCAUUUGAUUUCACAGCGAGAGAUCAUGGCGGCGGUUCGCAGCCUGCGGGUGUCUGUAAAGUCCGAUAGCGCGUCCGAUCGGUCAGAGUCAGACUCGGAAUCAGACUCCGAUCGAGAUGCCCGUGAAGCGGAACCCAUGGAGGUGGAUGAGGGAGAACUGGAGUCCAUUUCCGUUAACCGAAGUUUAAAGGAACUGUUGCCGGACACCAGCAGACGGUAUGAAAAUAAGGCUGGUACAUUUAUCACUGGAAUUGAUGUCACUUCUAAGGAGGCCAUUGAGAAGAAGGAGAAGCGAGCAAGAAGAUUUCAUUUUCGAGCAGAGGAGAAUCUGUUGCAGAGAAAUGUCAUCUUGGACAGGGAGGUGGUGAAGGAAGCUAUCCCAAAGGUGCGACUGGAAGCCCUACACAUGAGUGGAGUAGAUGACAUGAGCACUCAAGAUAUUUUUGGCUACUUUAAAGAGUAUCCACCUGCCCACAUUGAGUGGAUAGAUGACACUUCCUGCAACGUGGUGUGGCUAGACGACAUCACUCCAGCCAGAGCUCUCAUUAACUUGAGUCGGAUGCCAGACAAAGAAGAGGUCACAAACGCAGACAGCUCGAAACCCUCUGAACCUCCAGUCCAGCCACAGAAAGCACAACGAAACCGUGGCUCUGAUGAUGAUGAGGAGGAGGAAGGCGAGGUAGAUGAUGAUGAAGUGGUGAAAGCAGACAAGAGCAAAAGUAGUGAUGGCAGUGAGGGUAAGGCUAGCGACAUUGAAGAGGAGACAGAGAAGAAGACACAGGAAACCACAGAGACAGACCUGCUAUCCCAGACAGAGAGAGAAUCUCUUUUUCGGAACGAUCUGCGACCCACAAUCAAGCCCUUCAAAGGCAACAAGCUGUUCUUGCGCUUUGCCACCCAUGACGACAAAAAGGAGUUAGGUGCGGCCAGGAGAAGUCGGUACUAUAUGAAAUAUGGGAAUCCAAAUUAUGGCGGCAUGAAAGGCAUCCUAAGUAACUCCUGGAAACGGAGAUAUCACACGCGGAGAAUCCAGCGUGACGUUCUGAAGACCAAAAAGUCUCUCAUUGGAGACAGCAUGGGACACACCCCACCAUACACUCAUCGACAUUCGGCUGACCUGGUAAACCUGCCAGAAGAUCCAAUAACAGAAGAGGAGGAGGAAGAGGAAGAAGAUGCAGAAGAGGACAUGGAUGCUGAUGAUAGAGUGGUGGAGUACAGAGAACGAGGAGAAAAGGAACGGGGUGAAGGGGGUCUGCGCAGUCGCUUAGGAGACCCGUCACCUGGCUCUUCAGAUUCAGAUGAGAUGGACUAUGACCUGGAACUGAAGAUGAUCUCUACACCCUCCCCCAAAAAGAGCAUGAAGAUGACCAUGUAUGCUGAUGAGGUGGAAACCAACCUUCGCAGUCUUCGAAACUCUAUACAGAGUGACACAAGUAGCAGUGUUAAGAGUCGCAUUGGUAGUAGUGGUGAUGGUGGAGGAGGUGGCUCAUCCAAAUCUACAUCGGACAAAGUGACAGAUGUGAGGCAGUUACUGGAGGAGAAGAGGCAGGGACUCUCUCAACCGAGAUCACACCCCCCAGUGGUGGCUUCUAGUGGCAAGACUGAUGUGAGACGAAGAUUAGGCAAGAGGCCACACUCUCCAGAAAGACAACAAUCUGUGUCUCCCAUCAUAUCUAGGAGUGCAGUUUCUCGGAGAGAGCCUUUGACAGAUGUGCACAGCAGACUUGGCGUGGCUAAACAUGAUAGCCGUGGUCUCUACUCAGAGUCUUCAAAAGAUAAGAAAACAGGGGGCUUGUGGAGUCGCCUCGGCCCAUCACACAAGGACGGUAGCGAUGAUCGAAAGGUUACUUCUCGAGCGUCCUCCUCAAGAAGAGAGAUAAGACGACAAGAUGACGUGGAAUCUGAUGGAGUUGACGAAGACGAUGAUGAAGAGGACGACUCUCAGCUGCAGAAGAUGUGGGGAGCAAUGAUCAAACAGAAGGAGCAGCAGUCCAACAAGAUGAAGAAAAGCCGACUGGACAACCUGCCCUCGCUGCAGAUCGAGAUCAGUCGAGACAGCAGCAACAGCUCGGACAGUGACUCCUGAGUGACUCCCGCUGUAGGUGGAAGUGUGGGAAAUUAUGGCGUACAAGAUAAAGUGGAAGAGAGUUGGAGAACAUCUCUGAGAGACUGGACUAAGAGACCCUGACAUAUAUACUUAAACAUUCCCACACUCCCACCUCUUGCCUCUCUAUUGACUUUGCAGAUGUUCUCCUUUGGUCUCCCUCCAAGAAAUUUAGAGGACAGACUACAUUUUUGUUUUGUCAUUUCAAAGAAAGGGCAGUGAUGAGAAAGCCCUUGCGUUUGUUUUUCUUCAAAAGAAAAUGUUGAGAUUGGUUUUAUUUAACUAACUGAGGGCCCAUUUUUAAUAUAUGGUGAUGCACCAGGUUGAUUAAAAAAAACAAACAGUCCCAUGAUUUGAUUUAGUGACUGGAAUAGCAAGCGAUGUAAAUUGGUGUCUAUUAGCAAUACGGUUUUUUAAUAUUGUUCGUGUCAAUAAGUUAAUGGAUGGUUGGGUUAUAUUCAUGUUACAUUACUAAGACUGUCCAAUCACUGUGGGUUUGAUGCAGAGACAGUAAUUUUGUUUCUCUGGUGCAAGCCGUAUUAUUGCAAAGACCGGACCUGGAUGGAUUAAUGCUUUAAUUUACUCAGCCCUGUGAGAGGGGCACAUACUGUAGCCAGUUUAAUGAUCAUUUUCCCAACACAAAAUGGUCUACAUUCCCUAAAUAUAUGUGAUCAGUGAAAAGAUUUCAUGAGGAAAAAGCAUUGUAUGUUAAAUAAACAUGUUUUUUUUAUUAUUUAUAUUUUUUUAUAUAUACAUUGAAUUGGGUUUCAAAUAAGUUGGUACUUUAGGAACUGAUAUUGUGUAUUAUACAACCGUUCCAGUUGAAUCUGAUUGGGCGAGCAGUAUUCUAAGAGUGCUUAUAUACAGUCCAACAGCACUGGGACGCUUCAUACCCAAAGUAUACUUCAGUCAGACGCAAACAGGACGCAUGACACAAAUCUCGUCAUCAGCAGAGUGCUCGAGCACUGAACACGCGCAACCUAAUUUUUCUAACCGCUCGGCUUUGUACGAGCAUAAUGCACAUGCACCUGGAAUUAUAUGCACUAAUUAGUGGGCCCCCAGGGGUGGCGACACUCACAUUUGAGCUGUUGCUGUCACAAAGAAGUGCUAGAAGAUGAUGUAAUUACUGGUUAACAACAGGAGACGAAGGUAAAAACAACAACAGUGGAUGUGUAUGUCAAGAACGCAUGUGUGAGGAGGUCAAGGGAUACCUGCACUUGUUUAACUCCAGUCUGAAGGAAUAUAAAGACAUCUUUAUGCUUCUAAACUCCUGAAGAGAAAUAAGGUGUUUCGUAGUUGUAACAUGUAUGCACCAAACACCUGUGGAGUAUACAUUGACAGGCUCGCGUUCAACCUCUACGCAAACGCUGAGCGUUCGCGUCAGAAUCUAUGUAUACUUUGGGCUUCACUAUUUGCAUCCCUCUGCAUCUGUGUUCGUGGCUUUCAAAAUAGUGGUGGGGAAGUUGAUUCAUUGUUCAUUUUGAUUUAAUUUCUAGACAUUGCAUAUUUACUCCAGUAGGUGGCCACAAAUUAGCAUCUUUUAUGUAAUGAGCAGGUCCAAAUGGAAUCUGCAAAAUUUCUUGCCAUUUUAUGUGCUGCUUUUGUUGGAAAUUCUGCGGAAUGGAUGUAAACAUGGUAAAAUGUCUUAAACUGAGUUUUAGUGUACUACAGUUGUAAUGGUUGCUGGCUGACAGUAUUAUCAAAUUAUCUAAACUGUAAUAAACACGCAAGGUGCAUGGGACGAGUGGAAAAUUGUGAAUGGUGGGUAUCGCAAAUUUGUGGAAAUCUGAGUUUUCUGCAGCCUUUUGUGUGUGCAGAUUCCAUAUGGGCCCAGCUAUUCAAUCAUUGACUAAACUGAUUUGUUAAAAAACAAGAGUCGUUCACCAUUGCAACAUUAAAAAUGAACAAACGAUUAAUUCACUGUAAAGAUUUGUUCAGAAACACAACUAUUUUUGCUGGUGGUGAAGAAAUGCAUGAACUAACUGGCCAAUUUUUUUGUCUGAAAUGCAAGUUAUUUGAUGUAAUUUACUUGUUUAACUGUUGUAUAAGAGCAAUAUCAUUACUUAAAGUUUCACUCAGUAUUUUUUACUGCAUUAAGUUGUACUUUUAGUUGUAUAAAAUCAUACCAACUCUUAUGAGAUGAAGACUACAGUCAUUGAAGUAACCUAUAAAAGCUGUUUAAAUCUA
Molecule: messenger RNA, 4324 nt
Organism: Myxocyprinus asiaticus (Chinese sucker)
Lineage: Eukaryota; Metazoa; Chordata; Actinopteri; Cypriniformes; Catostomidae
Gene: ncbp3
Product: nuclear cap binding subunit 3
Exons: 13
Coding region: 59-2119 (686 amino acids)
Cellular component (GO): cytosol; nucleus
Molecular function (GO): RNA 7-methylguanosine cap binding; mRNA binding
Source: RefSeq, a predicted model, not a curated record